CUAUCGUAGCGUUCAGCGUGCGAGCACUGUUUUUUCUAUAGAAGCGGAGAAAUUUUUUGUAAAAAAUGGAUUUCAAUGCCACCGGCAAAUGCCAAAUUGUGCUGCAAACCUACCAGUAUAAAAUGCAACACAUCAUUUGCCGCAUCACUGUGCGGCCAAAAAUGGUCAUCCAUUGUGGCAAAAAAUUAAAUACUUACCACUGGAUGACCCUUGCCAGCUGGAUUGAAGUGGAGAGUCGCCUGUGGGGCCUGUUCGAGAAGCAGAAGCAGCAGCCGGUACAAACUUUGCACGCGGGGCUCCUCAUAGGGAACAUAAAAUUGCGAGUCGAUUCCACAGAAAAUCGUCACUCAUAUUCCCAUAAACUUUUACCUGGAGCUACGCUCUCGGAAGAUGAUUUGUAUUUGAAUGUACAGCUCGAAUUUAUUCCGCCAGUAGAAGCUACUACCCCUAUGAAAAAGGGAAUCGACAGCGCCGACAAAGUCCACGAGUUCGCAACUUCAAAAGCCAGCGUUCAUGAUGCGCAAAAACGUAAACAUGGGCGUUCCAGCCACGGCCAGGGUUCUCGUGAAAAUAAAAAAACCAAACAGACAAGAAAAGCUCAGGGAUCCACAUCUGAAGAUACUGAGAAAGAAAAUUACUCGAAGCGCAGUCACUCAUCACGUGAAAAUAAACCAACCAAACGGAAGCAUAGCUCACGUUCAAUUGACAAAAAUGUAAAACGGACUCGCAAGACGAGCAAGUCUGACAAAAAAAUGCACAGCUCUCAGAAAUCUAUUGCACAAUAUUUUGACAAGGAUAAAGCCUCGACGAGCGGUCGCUCUUCAACCAAACGGUCGCAUAAACCAGAAUCGGAGAAGAAAAAGACGGCUAAAUUGGAUUCUGAUAUCGUGAAGAAAGGCACUGCCAAAGAGAAUGCUAUUAAUAUUAAUAUCCGUGCGCUCGCUGCACUUGCAAAUAUUUUAGCUAAUGCUCCAGCUCCGCGUCAGGUGGACAUUCUUCUAAUGAAUGAAAUGGGCAAAGAAGAUGUAUUGAAUACAUUCUCCAAGUACAAAAGCGACCUGGAUCAAUUCUUUGCUGUGCAUCGCACAUUUAGAACUGAUCAUUUUAUGACUAUACAGCAUGUGCACAUAAUAGACAUAGUCAAACGCAACAUAUCAGAAGCCAUGCUCGCAAAACUGGGUGAAGUGUAUGGCGGCGAAACAUCAUAUGCAUCGUUGUUGAUCAACGCUCUAUUGCCAUUGUGGAUUGUACGUCUCUUUAUGGACACAUUCCACUUUGGUACUGCUGAGGCGGCAGUGCGCCAGAUCAAGGACCAAUUGGCGUACGGCACACACAUAAAGGCCCUAAAUAACGAGCCCCUAGAAUCAGAUUUGGAGAUGUGAUGUGACGCUGUUUCUCAUUCUCAUACUCAUUCCCAUAAAAAUAAGAAGAAUACAAUACAUCUCGAAGCAGGUUGUGAUGAGCAAGGACAUGCUCUUUUUGUUUACGUACAUAAUAACAUAAUUACAUAAGAAACCGCCCCCAAAUAUAUAAAAAACACAAUUGAAUAAAUCUGUGAAUUUAAGUGU
This is a messenger RNA of Drosophila obscura, 1568 nucleotides long. RefSeq lists its product as uncharacterized. Lineage: Eukaryota; Metazoa; Arthropoda; Insecta; Diptera; Drosophilidae. The record is from RefSeq and is a predicted model, not a curated record. The transcript has 7 exons. The coding region runs from base 66 to 1382 and encodes 438 amino acids.